CAACGAAGAAGAGAAAUCAUUCUUAUUUCCGGUAAUCAGCUGUUAGCUGCUGUUUCCACUGUUUGCUGUUGGGUUCUUUAAUUUAUCCCCCAAUUAUCCGAACCGCUCGGUCCACAACCAACCACACCCAACCAGGAUCCAGUCCAGCAGGCGUCCCGGUUCCGACUGACCGCUGGAUCCGCUCCAGAACCCGGAGGAGAAGCGGGACUCCCCCACGGCUCGGAGCUGGAAGCUGCACCGGGGUACAGCUGAGAACAUCUCCACCAAGAGCUUCAGCUGAAGAAUCAGAAGAACCAAAGACCAGAGAGGUUCUGGAGUUCAUCAAGCAGGAGCAGAAUGAUGGAGGAGAAGCUUGAGAUGAAGAUUGAGGUGAAGCAGGAGAGCCACGAGAUCAACAUUGAGGUGAAGACGGAAAACCACGAGAACCAUGAGAUAACGAUUGAGGUGAAGAAGGAGGAGAACCAGGAGCUGAAAAUUAAGGUGGAGGAGGAUGAGGAGGACACUGAGAUGACCUUUGAGGUGAAACAGGAGCAGAAUGAAGAGGUUAAAGUUGAAGAGCAUCAGGAGGAACACCAGGACCAAGAACCGGACCUCCACCCUCUGAACACCACAAACCGGACCGACCCAGCUGCCUCGUCUGGUCCCAGUGAUCUACAGGAACAUGACGACUAUCAACGGACUGGUGAAACCUUCAAUGCACCAACAGCACCAUCAAAAGGAAAGGUUCAUGGUCAAACUUCGUCUAAAGUAAAGGUUCAUGGUCAAAUUUCAUCAAAAGGAAAGGUUCAUGGUCAAACUUCAUAUAAAGGAAAGGUUCAUGGUCAAACUUCGUCUAAAGCAAAGGAUCCUGGUCAAACUUGGGGAAGCAAAUACACCUGUAACCAGUGUGGAGCAACUUUUGAAACAAAUUCUUAUAUGAAGAUCCAUCAAUUGAACCACACUGAAGAGAGACCAUACAGCUGUGGCCAGUGUGGAACAUCCUUUCAAUUUAAAACUAGUUUACAGAGACAUGAAUUGAUCCACACUGGGGAAAGACCAUUCAGCUGUGAUCAGUGUGAAAAGACUUUUAAAAGAACGUAUGAUUUAAGGGUACAUCAAAGAAGCCACUCUGGAGAGAGACCAUAUCGGUGUGACCAGUGUGCUGCAACCUUUCAAAGAAAAGCUAGCUUGACGAUUCAUCAACGGAUCCACACUGGAGAGAGAUCAUACAGCUAUAACAGGCGUAGACCAACUCUUAUAACUACGUAUCAUUUACAGAUACAUCAAAGUAUCCACAAUGGAGAGAGACCGUACAACUGCGAGGAGUGUGGAGCACCUUUUCAAACUAAAUGGAGGUUAAAGAAACAUCAGCUGAUUCACACUGGAGAGAGACCAUACAGCUGCGACCAGUGUAAAGCAACUUUUAAAACACAAUCUGUUUUGAAGAAACAUCAACUGAGCCACACUGGAGAGAGACCGUACAGCUGUGACCAGUGUGAAGCAACUUUUAAAUCCCAAGCUGAUAUAAAGAGACAUCAACGGAUCCACAAUGGAGAGAGACCCUACAGCUGUGACCGUUGUACUGCAACUUUUCAAAGAAACGAUAGCUUAAUUGUGCAUAAACGGAUCCACACUGGAGAGAGACCAUACAGCUGUAACCAUUGUGGAGCAACUUUUCAAACGACAUCCAAUUUAAAGGUGCAUCAUCGAAUCCACACUCGAGAGAGACCAAACAGCUGUGAAGGGACAGAAAGUGUGCAGCUCGAGGCUGAGUAAAAACAAAGUUUCCGGCUGUAACAGUGAAUAACAAUAGUUUGCAAAUGGGGGGGGCAGUACAACAGAAAUGUGUGUAAACGUUGGCCCAGUCAGAGAUGUAAAAGUACAUUUAAGUUCAGCGCUCAGAAAAGCUGAAAAGCACAUGGUGACAACUAAGAAACUUGGUUGGUGGAUUUUAGGACUCCUGGUUAAGCUAAUUUUACAUUGAGUUUUGGAUUCCAUGUAAAUUAUAUGAAUUUGACUAUUUGUGUUCUCUAAAUUCUUAAUAUAACUAAAUUAUGUUCUACAGCUUCUGUUUCAAAAAUAAAGGAACUAUUGACACGA
Messenger RNA from Fundulus heteroclitus (mummichog), 2079 nucleotides. Its product is annotated as zinc finger protein 624. The coding region runs from base 337 to 1755 and encodes 472 amino acids. Gene Ontology annotation, molecular function: DNA-binding transcription factor activity, RNA polymerase II-specific; RNA polymerase II cis-regulatory region sequence-specific DNA binding. The transcript has 3 exons. Gene Ontology annotation, biological process: regulation of transcription by RNA polymerase II. Gene Ontology annotation, cellular component: nucleus. The record is from RefSeq and is a predicted model, not a curated record. NCBI's taxonomy places the organism in Eukaryota, Metazoa, Chordata, Actinopteri, Cyprinodontiformes, Fundulidae.